AGAUUAAUUGUUUACAACAUGAAUCUUCUAUGUAUACAGUAUCUAUUGUCUCGGCAAUUCUUUUAUCUUGGAAGGUUAAUAGGUAGAAAUCCUAAAUAUUUUGUCAUAGGACCUUUGUUGCUGACAUUAAUACUGGUCACCGGUUUGUUAAAUAUAUCUGUAAAUAGAAAUUUGGACUUUCUUUUUACUGCAAGGGACGGAAGAGCAGAGCAAACUAAGAAAUUAUUAGAGAAAUUUUUUCCUGUAAACACUUCCUCCUUUACAGAUAUUGUAAGAAUAACAGCUUUACACGAAAUAAUAUCUGUUCAAAUUAUUACUAAAGACGGAGGAAGUGUUUUCCGAAAGAAGGUGGUUAAUGAAGUGAUAAAAUUCCAUAAUAUAAUUAAAAACAUUACCGUAAAAUGGAAUAACCAAACGUAUAAUUAUGAUAAUUUGUGCGGUAAAAGAAACGGAAAAUGCGUGGAAAGUAGCUUUUUGAAAUUAGCACCUCACGCCAAUGAAAUUUUAUUAGGAAAGUUUAAAGUCAAAUAUCCAUUAGAUAUGAACGAACACACCUUAUUAUACGAUGAAUACAUAUCAUCUUUAGGUGGAGUGAAAACACUAGCAGACUGGACUUUAAUAGAUGCAAAAGGUUCCAGAUUCAUUUAUUUCUUAGACAUAAGUAACACCACUAAAACCGUACCUAUUAAUUUAUGGAGGGAUGCCGUUGCCGCAAAACUUAGAAAUUUAAUGUUUAAAACGGUAACUUUUUCUUUUUAUAAUCUUAACGAUCUCGAUGAAGAAGUUGCACGGGCUAAUAAACACCUAACAACUCGCAUACCUAUUGUUGCUUUCACUGUAAUGGUAUUUUCUUUCAUAACAUGUAUGACAAAUGACUGGAUAAGAAGCAAACCUUGGCUUGGAAUUUCAGCAUGCAUAUCCGCUGGUUUGGCAAUUGCAAGUGGAAUAGGAUUAGUUUGUCACUUGCAUAUCGAUUUUAUCGAUUUUAACAUCGGUCUCUGUUUUAUUAUUUUAGGUACGGAAAUUGAUGAUGCUUUUGUUAUAAUAUCUGCAUGGAGAUGUACAUCCGUAGAAGAUACAGUAGAGAAGAGAAUGGGGCAAGCAUUUUCUAAAGCUGGUGUCUCCAUAACUGUCACUUCACUUACAAAUUUUGUCUCUUUUUGUAUUGGUAUGACCACUCACUUUCCUGCCGUUCAAUUGUUUUGUGGUUAUGCAGCAUCGUGUAUUUUCUUUACUUAUGUAUACCAAAUUACAUUUUUUGGAGCAUGUAUGGCAUUGAGUGGAUACAGAGAAGAAAAAGAAUUACAUUGUUUGACUUUCCGUCCAAUUAAAGGUCGAAAGAAAGUUCAAGGAAGUCCAGAAAAACAAGAAAUAGAAGAUUUUAUAAUGGUCCAAUUUAGAGAUAAACUUGGAAGACUACUAACGUUUCCUUUUGUUAAAUUUUUAGUAAUAUGUAUAUUUGUUUUAAAUCUUGGAAUUGGUAUUUGGGGAUUUUUAAUAAUAAGAGAUGGAAAUGAUUAUUCUGAUUUAUUCAAUGAAAAAUCAUCUAUUUCAAUAUAUCAGAAUGUUUUCUUUAAAUAUUUUAAUAAAUAUUACUUCACUUUACAAAUCAUUAUAGACAAACCUUUAAAUUAUGCAGAUUUGGAAGUCCAGAAUGCUGUUGAUAAAACCAUUGAUAGAUUCAUAGAACAUCCUCAUAUUGCAGAACCAAAGCUAAUGUAUUCUUGGUUAAAAUACUAUAAAAUGUUUAUGAAAUUACCUGUGGGGAAAUUUCUUUUAAAAGGAUAUAAUAUGACGUGUAAAGAAGAAUUUUAUGAAGGUUUACGAAAUGUAUUUUUACGUUUACCUCAAACAAGAGAAUUUCAGGAAGAUAUUAUUUUUAAUGAAGAUAAUACGGAAAUUAUCAAGACACGUUUCUUUGUAACUUUACAAGAUAUCGAUAAUUCUCAAACUGAAAUUAAAGUAAUAAAAGAACUUUAUGAAAUAGCAGAUAAAACUCCGAUUCCAGUCAAAAUACACAGUUUUACAUUUCAUUUACUUGAACAAGCUCUUCUUAUCAAAAGAAUAGUAUAUCAGUUAGGUCUUAUUAGUGCAGGACUUAUAUGUUUAUUAUUCUUUAUUUUUGUACCUAAUAUAACUUGUGCAAUAUUCAUAUCUUCUAUAGUUCUAUGUAUUAUAUGCGAAACGAUUGGAAUGGUAUCAUUUUUAGGCGUCAAAAUAGACAUGCUCUUGUUAACAACAUUAGUUCUGUGUGUUGGUUUUUCAAUUAAUUAUCCUACUCAUAUAUCUUUUUCAUUUGUUAUGGCCAAAGAUCUAACUCCCGAAGAACGAGUCAGAAAUUCUCUGUAUGAAAUAGGAUUUCCUAUGUUUCAAGGAACAGCUACUACUCUACUCGGGCCUUUCAUGGAAUGUUUGUAAUUCCUGUGAUUCUGAGCCUUUUACAAUACUGUGAUAAAUCUCUAAAGGAAGAAAUUGUUGAUGGAGAAAAUGUCGAAUUAAAUCCAGA
Messenger RNA from Centruroides sculpturatus (bark scorpion), 2506 nucleotides. Its product is annotated as patched domain-containing protein 3-like. NCBI's taxonomy places the organism in Eukaryota, Metazoa, Arthropoda, Arachnida, Scorpiones, Buthidae. The record is from RefSeq and is a predicted model, not a curated record. Gene Ontology annotation, cellular component: membrane. The transcript has 4 exons. Bases 19 to 2418 code for a protein of 799 amino acids.